CUUAUUCACGUUGGCUCUGUGCAGAAAAAUGCUGUGGCAGUAUUCCACGGCAACAAACCACCGAAUUUAUCCCCCCCAUCAAAAGCCGCAAAAAACGAAAGCGGAAUGGCACGAACAAAGGCGACUGCUCGCCGCAGGCCCACGGCUAAGGCUAUAGACCUCGAUAUUGGUCUUGAUGGUUGGUUAGGCCCUCAUCAUCCUUUGUGACAUGCAACCUGAUUUGAACCUCCACAGAUAUGUUUCCAUCAUCUUUCAUCAACUACUUUUGCUCCUUACCAUCAGCAGAUGUGACCGAGAUCUCCGAUGACGUCUCGUCCUCCGUUGAGAGGCCUAUAAAGCGGCGCAAGACAGUUAAACCCUCUGAAACCCCCUCCAUUCAUGUCGCCACGGGUUCGGUGACUCUUGCACGCCGAUGCAUCGAUGUUGCGCCCACCAAGUACACCGUUUCUCGCAAUGAUGUUGGACAAUACCUCGGAUUUUGUGUACGCGAUAACCGCCUCGUUAUCCGCUCUCAACCAGGCUCCCCCGUGGAUUCAUUCUCAGCAACCAUCUCACUUAGGCCUGAAGAUGUGACUGCGAACAUCAAAGACUUUCUUGACGCGGGUGGUUCAAGUAAAAACCAGGCCUUGCCUGGAGCACUGUGGGCACAUGCAAGUGCGAUUAUUGAGAGGCGUAAGAGGUUCGCCGAGAUCAAGCUAUUCUUCGAGGUUCAUUGGAACGAGACGUCAUCACCUUUUGACCAGCUAAGGACAAAUCGAGAACGACUCGUGAGCAAACGUUUGAUCGAUUCGGUGUUCCCCGCUCCCGGCUCAACCAACGCGCAACAGCAACGCCAGCUGGCCUGGUCUCCCAUGGAUUUUUACAAUGCCACAUUCGUCCCUCCCAAAGAUGAUAAAAUACCUAGUUCAAUCGAGAUUCCCGAGCUUGAGGCAACACUGUUCCCAUACCAGAAACGAACAUUACAGUGGCUCCUGCGGAGGGAAGGCGUUCAAUGGUCAGAGACUAGAAAAGGCGUGGACACUUACGCGGUCGAAGAAGCGAACUCCCAGGUGGAUUUGUUUCGAAAAGUGAAAGAUGCUGCUGGCGGAGAGUUCUACUUGAGUGAUAUUUUCCAGACUGUGACUCGCGACGUUACCCCUUUUCGACGGGCAGAAAUGGCUGUUCGGGGCGGCAUUUUAGCCGAGGAGAUGGGCUUGGGGAAGACAUUAGAAAUUCUCGGUCUGAUCCUUCUCCAUCCCAGGCCUAGUCCUCUGGUGUUGACGAAAGCCGAGAUCCAGGCAAACCUUGUCCCAACUGGUGCGACCCUGAUCGUCACCCCUGAAUCACUCCGAGCCCAGUGGAUAUCGGAAAUCGCUCGCCACACACCUGGGCUUAGCGUCAAGUUCUACCAAGGAUGCAAGAAGCUCACUGGGGGCGAAGAAGAAAAAGAAAUCAACGAGCUUACCGGUUACGAUAUAAUCGUCACGACUUACAGCAUCCUCACCGACGAGCUACAUUUCGCAACAACUCCCCCGGAACGAUCUCGACGAUAUGAGAGAGUGUAUCCACGGACCAAAUCCCCGCUCGUGCAAAUUUCGUGGUGGAGGGUCUGCCUUGAUGAGGCACAGAUGAUUGAGAAUGGCAUCAGUCAGGCUGCCAUAGUCGCUCGAGUGAUUCCCCGCAUAAAUGCUUGGGGAAUCACCGGUACGCCAGUCAAGGACGACGUGAAGGAUCUCUCUGGAUUGCUUCUGUUCCUCCAAUAUGAGCCAUACUGCUCGUCUUUACCGAUUUGGCAGGCACUCAUCCGAGAUCACAAGCCAAUCUUUCAGCAGCUCUUCAACAGCAUCUCACUUCGCCAUACGAAGUCGAUAGUUCGAGACGAGUUGCUAUUACCACCUCAGAAGCGCUUUGUUAUAAGCAUGCCAUUCACCGCUGUUGAGGAGCAACACUAUCAAUCGCUGUAUCGCGAUAUGGCGGAAGCUUGUGAGCUCUCUAUUGAUGGCGCGCCUAUGGUUGAAGACUGGAAACCAGAAGAGCACGAAGAGGAUAUGAGAACGUGGCUGAAUAGACUGAGACAGACUGCAUUGCAUCCUGAAGUUGCUGGAUACAACCGCAAGACCCUCGGCAACGGCAAGGCACGACCAAUGAGGACGGUAGAUGAGGUUCUCGAUGCUAUGCUUGAGCAGAGCGAGAAUACAAUCCGAGCAGACGAGAGAGCAUAUCUUUCAAGCAAAUUAACACGGGGCCAGAUGUAUGAGAAUAGCCCCAGGGUGAAAGAGGCACUGGAAAUCUGGAAAGUGGUCAGCGACGAGACUGCCAGGCUCGUCUCUGAUGCUCGAGCGGAGCUCAAAAGUCUAAUUGAAGAGCAAGGAGGAAGUGACAUGGCUGAGAAGUCGAAACCAAACGACUCUGCUGACCCCGAAGAUUCCGAGGACGAGCCGGGCGAAGGUGACAACAAGGGCCGGCUGGGUGAGAGUCGACGUAGACUCCGUGGAGCGCUUGAGAUGCAGCACAAGGCUAUCUUCUUUUGCGCCAAUGCCUAUUUCCAAAUCCGAGAUCGACCAGAUAUGACAGAACCAGAUUCUGAAGAUUUUCACCGUCUCAAAAAGCUGGAGGAUGGUGGCUACGAGGAUGCAAAAGUCAUUCGAAGAGAGAUUUUGCAUGAGAGCCACCGCAAAGCAACACGGCUAAUGGAUAAAAUUUCACAAAAGGUAUCUGAACAGACAUUCAUCGAAAUCCCGGAACUGAUGGCUGGGCUUGAAAGAGGAAUUGAAAGCGGCCGUAUUGUGGACGAUUUGGAUGCCUUGUAUGGGGAACUGAACGACCAGGCCAGCCUCAUCGAUGACUGGAGAGAGCAUGUUAUUCAGAUUCUCUUGAAACCUCUUGUUGACGAAGAGGACGAGGUCGAGACAACCGGUGAGGAACUUGGCGAGUCAGCCAAGAUUCAAGAUGAGUUGAUGGUCUACGUGCAAGCACUCCGCGCUGUUAUUGCAGAUCGCCAAGAUGCCAUGUCCGGACAAACAAAUGAGCUAAUCAAGCACGAGACGGCAACUUCUUUGAGGUUGGCACGCAACGAAGACGGCCCGGCACCUGCGAAGCUGAUUGAAUUGAUGGAACUGCGAGCGCAGCUCAAACCUAGGUCUCCAUCCAUGCGAGCCGCCAUCAGCGAAUUUCGGGGCCUGAUAUCGAGACUCGCACGAGACUCAAAUCGAGGGGUAAUCGAAGGUGAAAUUGUAGAUAAGCAACUCAAAGCGGCCCAGGCGCUUCUCAGCAAGCAGAGCAAGGCAGCUGUUGCACUAGAGGCGGAAGUUGAGAGCUUCAGGACGGCUAUGAACGCUCGUUUGGAAUAUUACCGCCAGCUCCAAGCUGUGUCGGAUAGCGUGGAGCCGUACGAAGGACCCCGAACAGAAGCCACCAUCCAGAAACUUCAGGAAACUGAGGAGAGUUUGCGCAAGAAGCUGUCUUCGGCUGAGGCCAAGCAUCGGUAUUUGCUUCAUCUUAAGCAAGCAGGAUCCAAGUCCAAUGAGCCUAGGAUGUGUGUCAUCUGCCAGACGACUUUCACGACUGGGGUCUUGACGGUGUGUGGUCACCAAUUCUGCAAAGAGUGUAUGAUGUUGUGGUUUAAUGCACAUCACAACUGCCCGGUCUGCAAAAAGAAACUCAAGACGUCCAAUUUGCACGACAUCACCAUCAAUCCUCAGCAGCUGAAAGUGCACAACGAGACUUCAGGUGAUGAGGGAAGUAAUUCGACAGAAAACAGUCCGCAAAAACGGAACUCAUUGGCCAAGAAGACGAUGAUCUACUCAGAAUUCAACUCCGAGAAACUUGCGGAAAUCCAGAACAUUACUUUGGAUGGUCCUUCGUUUACUACCAAAGUUGACACCCUGGUGAAGCACCUCAUCUGGCUUCGAGAAUCGGACCCCGGUGCAAAAUCCAUUGUAUUUUCGCAAUACAAGGGAUUUCUCAACAUUCUGCGCAACGCAUUCUCACGAUUUCGGAUAGGCCACGCAUCGAUCGACGACCCAUCCGGCAUCACCCGGUUCAAAGAGGACCCUUCAGUUGAGUGCUUCCUGCUUCACGCCAGGGCUCACUCAAGCGGUCUUAAUCUCGUCAACGCAAGCCAUGUCUUCCUAUGCGAGCCCCUCCUGAACACGGCGCUAGAGCUCCAGGCCAUUGCCCGUGUCGACCGAAUUGGGCAACAGCAUGAGACGACGGUCUGGUUAUACAUCGUAUCAGGCACCAUCGAGGAGUCCAUCUACAACCUCUCCGUUCAACGUCGCAUGGAGCACAUGGGUCGUAGCACCAAGGGCAAGUCCUUGGAGUCGACACCAGAGCUGCUGGACGCUAAUAUCGAGGCUGCCAACACGCUCGAGUUAGAGCAAGCGGCAUUGUCACGCCUGAUGAGCAAAGACAAGACGGCGGGCGAGAUGGUCGACAGGGGUGACCUAUGGGAAUGCUUGUUUGGGCACAUCGCGCGGCGAGAAAAUGCCCCAGAACGGGACACCCGUCUGCAGGAGCAGGCCGUCAUGGGGUAUCUGGCUGCUGAGGCCGCAGAGGAGCGGAGGGGUGGGAAGUCAACGUGAAUUGCUUUGAUAUGAACUUGGCCUACUUAAUGAUUUUGAUGAGACGCUUAACGGAUCUACUAGAGUAUUUUGUUAUUUUUGCUGUUUGUGCAGUCAUCUUACCUUAGAAACAUCGGACCAAAGACACUUCACACAUUUGCCA
Molecule: messenger RNA, 4704 nt
Organism: Ilyonectria robusta
Lineage: Eukaryota; Fungi; Ascomycota; Sordariomycetes; Hypocreales; Nectriaceae
Product: SNF2 family N-terminal domain-containing protein
Exons: 3
Coding region: 237-4562 (1441 amino acids)
Biological process (GO): protein polyubiquitination; DNA repair
Cellular component (GO): nucleus
Molecular function (GO): ATP-dependent chromatin remodeler activity; ATP binding; ubiquitin protein ligase activity
Source: RefSeq, a predicted model, not a curated record